This is a messenger RNA of Cladophialophora carrionii CBS 160.54, 3363 nucleotides long. RefSeq lists its product as uncharacterized. Gene Ontology annotation, biological process: regulation of Rab protein signal transduction. The record is from RefSeq and is a predicted model, not a curated record. Gene Ontology annotation, cellular component: cytoplasmic vesicle. The coding region runs from base 1 to 3363 and encodes 1120 amino acids. Lineage: Eukaryota; Fungi; Ascomycota; Eurotiomycetes; Chaetothyriales; Herpotrichiellaceae. The transcript has a single exon.
AUGCCACCACCAACGACCGAACAUCCGGACUCUUCUCGACCACUCGCAGAUUACUUUUGGAUAGCGGGGUUGGAUAGCCAACAACUCGUUGACGCUUUCUCCCAGCAACGGUGGUCUCAUGAUCUUGUCGAACAGAAUGGCGUCGAGACGACGAUCAGGGAAGAGGUCACGCCCGAAUUUGACCAGUCCUCAAUCAUGCAAUCACCUCGUGGUUCAGCGAGCCAUUCCAGGCACGACUCGUACCAGAGACUCUCUCAACUAUCCGAUGAGGCGAGAAGUACAAUUCAGAGUCUCGACAGCGCCACCCAAACCCAGAGCAACCGGAGCAGUAUGACGGUCCGGCCUGCUGAUGCUGCACCUGAUGUUCGAAUGUCCUCAGCCAUAUCAGAGGCCGACUUUGACAAAGCUAUGAAGAAAUUUGCCACGGAUCGAGACGAAUUCUACCUGGACUUGAGCUUUAACUCGGCUGAAACAGCCAAACCGACGCGCUCAAAAUCACACCUCCGAACACAGAAGAUCGUCGCCCAGGACGAACCGCCUUCUCUGCCCAACCGCAAUUUUGGAAGCAUCCGCAGACAUUUGUCGUUCAAGGACAUGUCCAGCACGAAACGCCAAUUGUCAGUGGCCCGGCGAACAUCGACUCGCACCUCGCGCAGAAUGAGCAGCUAUAAUUCCGUUAUUCCCAGCCCAGACGCUUUUCACAGUUCACCCGAACAGUACCCCUUGACAAGAAAGUUCGAACCUGCUCUACUCGAGAGAUAUCCCCGCUCAAGCAAUCCCGAGAAGGGUCUGAAAAGAGGACCGUUCCCGGACUACUUACCGAUGUUCGCCUUUCCAAACGACAUCAAGGUAGUCUCAUCCGAUAUCAAACCGAGAUCGACCUGGCACGAAUUUUCCAUGACUGCCGCAGAUAAUUCUAGGCUCACAGCAGUGUCAGUCACCGUAUGGCUUCCCGUAAGUCGUGACAUCGCUGCCGCAUUGGACAUGAAAUGUGAUGAGUGGCGGAAAGCUCAUAUGUCCGAGGCGGAACGAGAAAUGGCAACUUCACUCGCGGAGCGGCUAGCAGUAGAGAGCACCAAGCUCUCCAGGCUGCUCACACAAUUGCCUCAAGUCUCCCAAGAUUCUCAAGGCAGAGAAGUCUUGGAAGAGGAAAUCAGCGCGGUCGAGGAGAAGAUUACUGUCAUGUCUGAUAUGCUGCGGCCACUGCGACAGAAAUCAGAAUCGGAUAUUCAGGGCCUCAUGACCGCAGAGACCAAGUACUGGGUUCCAAGAGCUUACGGAAUCCUGGGUAGCGACAGCACUCUGGCAAACUUCUGGCGGCAAUGGCUUCGGGCGAUUGUCGUCCCCAUGACGGAUGGUGGAGUGUUGCGAGUGCCAGCCAGUUCUCCCAAAGUUGGCAUGUGGCUGCCUCUCGAGAGAUAUGUCGCCACGCUAUGUCUUGAGGCACCUCGUCCCGUAUCGUCCAAAACCCAAGUCCAGACCUCGAUCAGAGAACUGCAGCUUUAUGCGAAGAAAGAAGCGGCAAACGAACUCCCAGGCAGUCGUACCACCGACUUGUACCCGAUCUUCAGAACCCUUACUAUACCUAACGUCGUCCUUCUUCUCGAAUACGCCUUGGCAGAGUCAAGGAUUAUCCUGCUCUCAUCCCACGUUGCGAUGCUGCAGCUGGUGAGCAAAGCGAUUUUGGAACUGAUCUGGCCUCUGGAAUGGACAGGUGUCUAUAUUCCGGUGUUGCCGUCACGACUGGUCCAGGCGUUGGAUGCCCCGUGUCCGUAUAUCUGUGGCAUUGACCGGAAAUACGACAAGUACGAUGUCCCCGACGACGACUAUGUAUUGGUUGACCUGGAUAAGAAUGAGUUGCAUAGUACAGCACCACCACCAUUCCUCCCGAAGCAGCAACGUCGGAAGCUGAUGUCCCUACUCUACCAAGCCGCGCCACUCCAUCAGAGCUUCGGUGUAACGCCUGGACCACCCGCGUACGCCACAGAGACGUUUCCGCAUGAUGCUUUUGCUGCGGAAAUCGAGUCCCCCUUUACCGCCGUUGCCAAAUCAACGAACUUGAACAAAUUGGCCAGUCUCAGCUCGACAAUGUUCGGUCCGCAGGCGGCUACCGAUACCAUUCGUCGGGCCCCAAUGCUCAACGUGUUCUUGGCUUCGACUCCGACGAGGGGCAAAAGUGCUGACCGACCGAGAACAUCAUCAACGGCACGCCAUUCCAUGGUUACAGACUCAGACAGCCAAUCUCCAGUCACUAGCAGCUUCCCUGUGACGCCUGCUUCUGCGUCACCGCGGACCGACUCGGGAUAUGCUCUUCAGACGUCUCUGAGAGAGAAGAAAUCCGGACACUUUGACUCACUUUCAAAGCGGAGCUUCUCCGGGUCCACCCAUAUGCUUCGGAAGGCUAGCAUCCCGUUUGUGAAACACGCUGCAAGUCCCUCUACAAGUACUACCCUAUCAGACAACCGAAACGGGUCGACGUACGCGCCUUCUACGUAUGCGCAAUCAACUCUGGCGGCGUCUACAAUCAUGCCUGGAGCGAGUGCGCAGCCUGGACGGAACGGUGAAGGUACAUAUUGGUCGGAAGGUCACUGUCUACAGUGGAGAGGCGCUGACGGUCCAUCCACCUGCGUGCUCUGCGACGACAAAGCUCAAGACGGGUUCUACAGAUGCGGGGGCUGUGGGUUCGUCAUCCACGAUCGCUGUGCCGACCAAAUCUCCGUUGUCUGCUCCGCGGCCUUCUACCCUGACCAAGUCCGCGCCGCUUUCGUGCGGUGCAUGGCCAGCUUGUUUUAUACCUAUCGGAGAUUCAUGCAGCCCGCGACUGCACAGAAGAGAAAGCUAGGCUCGACGUUCACCUUUGACAGCAGUUCAUUUAUCAAGAGCCUGCCUCCCGACCACGCUGCAUACAUGGAGAUGCUACAGCAGACACAAGCCUGGAAUGAGUUCAUUAUGGAUCGAGAGGAGAAAUCGUCCAAGCCCUCCAUCGCGCUCUUUGACGCCAUUAUCACGGCAAAACGCGGCCGAGCGGGACUUCGAUCCAGCCUUCCGAGCAUCGGCUUCAAUCGCAAAAGCUUCUCGCCACUCUCGACCCCGGUACCGACGCGGACGGACAUUCUCUCGGACACAUCCCAGCAUCAGUGGCGGAUAGUCUCCGUGGCGUCAAGCUCGGAGCGGCCUGAGCUGGGCCCGGCGGCAAAAGGACGUGACUAUCACACAAUCAUCACACGAAAGCCAGCCAAGCUCGAAGAGGGGUUGUUCAAGCAGGAGGAAAAGCUUCCCGAUCUACCAACGAUUCCUCGCAAGAAGUCGAGGAUGAGUGUGCUGACGGGCAAGCUGAACGGUCUGGGUAUGCAUGCCCCGUGA